Messenger RNA from Coregonus clupeaformis (lake whitefish), 2276 nucleotides. Its product is annotated as SH3 and cysteine-rich domain-containing protein 3-like. The transcript is spliced from 13 exons. Gene Ontology annotation, biological process: skeletal muscle contraction; positive regulation of voltage-gated calcium channel activity; positive regulation of protein localization to plasma membrane. The record is from RefSeq and is a predicted model, not a curated record. Gene Ontology annotation, cellular component: extrinsic component of cytoplasmic side of plasma membrane. The coding region runs from base 343 to 1350 and encodes 335 amino acids. Gene Ontology annotation, molecular function: protein binding. NCBI's taxonomy places the organism in Eukaryota, Metazoa, Chordata, Actinopteri, Salmoniformes, Salmonidae.
CCAGCUGUCUCACUCACUCAAACUGUUUCCUGCCUUUACAGUCCCUCACUCACUCACCCCUCUGCUCUAACCACUAACUAUUGGAUCACUCUUUGGAAAUUACCUGCACAAAGAAUAGCUGAAAAGGGAAAUAUCAAUCAAGAGUUGGAAUGGUUCGGAGGCCUCCGUCGUGACAGGUUGCUCAUCACACAUGAAAGGAAUGACUCUGAAUCAAAACUGGUGAAGAAAGCCUUUUCCAUACAUCCACAUACCAGAUUUAAUUUCUUCAUUGACUGGACUAGCAACCAGUAGGAAUAAGUGGGUAGCACUGCAGGACGAGGGUGAGAGCUCCCACACUACACCAUGGCCCAAUAUGACCAACUGGAAGAUAAACAUUCUGUGGAUAUCCACGAUAACCCCACAGCCCCUGAAAAUAUUGUGAAAGAGGAAGACAAUACUGUAUACUUUAUUUAUGAGGAGGAGGUGGAAGUGGAGGAGAAGGAGCCUGAGCCUGAGCCAGUUGUUAUAUUGGUGAAUGACAAACCACACAAGUUCAAGGAUCACUACUGCAAGACACCCAAGUUCUGUGACGUCUGUGCUCGUAUGAUAGUCCUCAACAACAAGUUUGCUUUACGGUGCAAAAACUGCAAGACCAACAUCCACCACUCGUGCCAGUCCUAUGUUGAGUAUCAGAAGUGCUUUGGCAAAAUUCCCCCAGGUUUCAGACGGGCCUACAGCUCCCCUCUGUACAGCAGUGACCAGCCAGAUGCAGCCCACUCCAACCGUAACGACCCUGUGUUUGACACCCUGCGGGUUGGGGUCGUCAUGGCAAACAAGGAGCGCAAGAAGGGGUCUGAGGACAAGAAGAAUAUGAUGAUGAUGAUGAUGGAGGAAGAGGAAUCCCAACAACCCAAAGCAGACGAGCAGGCAGAAGGAAAGCCAGAGGGGGAUAAGAAAGGAGACAAGGCUGACAAAGCAGAUGACAAGAAAAAGAAGGAGAUGGGAAACAUUGGAAAUCAGUCACAUUACUACCUGGCUCUGUACCGCUUCAAGGCCAUUGAGAAAGACGACCUUGACUUCCAUCCUGGUGAUCGAAUCACUAUAAUUGAUGAUGCCAAUGAGGAAUGGUGGAGGGGGAAGAUUGGGGAGAAGACAGGUUACCUCCCCACCAAUUACAUCAUUAGAAUAAAAACGGGAGAGAGGGUGUACAAGGUGACACGCUCUGUCGUGGGAAACAGAGAGAUGGGACAGAUAACACUGAAAAAAGACCAGAUCGUGGUGAAGAAGGGAGAGGAGGUGAAUGGCUACCUGAAGGUCAGCACCGGCCGCAAGCUGGGUUUCUUCCCUGCCGACCUGCUCCAGGAGAUCUGAGCCUGACCAGAUCACAACCACAACCACAGGUCUGGAGUCACACCGUCACCAGGACCAUAACCACACAUCACCGAACCCAAGACCUGAACACAUGAUCAUCUUACACAACAUUUACACUAACACUUGUAUUUUCCACCUGUAGGGGCCUAUAGAGCUGAUCUGGUGAAUGUGUAAGCAGUUUGAGGGCUGUGAAGGCUUAGAGGGGAAGGGUGUUGAGUGUAACUCAAUACUGCAGCCUACCCACCCUGGUGAACUGGGUCAGCUGUCCAUGCAAUCCGAGCUGGACAGAAACAUGUGAUGUAGGACCAGGAGUGUGGACACUUAAAAAGUUAACAUGUUUGUGUCAUUUUAAUGUGAUCAAAACUGGACAACCUGAAACUACAUCUUCAGCAACAUGAAACCAAAAAAAGUUUCUAAACCCAAUGGCUGUAACUACUAACUGUAUCUACUAAGUAACUAGGAUUUUGACAUUAUUUUUGUUAUGCAAACUAAAUUAUCUUGGAGUCUAAUGUAUUGCUUACUCUUAUUGUAGUAGUUCCUUUUUAUAAAUAGUCAGCUGAAAUACUAUUGCUUCAUUUCCCCCUUGAUGCAAUUUGUUUUGCUUGGGUCAGUCUUUUAUCAUCGUUAGCAAAACAGUGUGCUAUGUAUUUGUUGUAUUUAUGUAGUAGACUAUUUAAGCUUUUGCCAUACAAAUGUAGGCCUAUCAUUGGUGCAAGAUUGUAACAUUACGCUACAGUCAUUUGUUAAUAAUCUACUAUUGAAAUACUAACAGUGGAGUGCAGGCUUUUCCCAUUCAUUGUCUUUCUUGAUAUGCAUCCUUUCAAAAGCUGUACAACGCUGUGAUACCAUCAUAGUAAACUUCGAUGACUGAUCAUUGUGGAAACAUGAAAUCAAUUCACAAUUCGAAAUAAAGUCCUUUAUUUUUG